Molecule: messenger RNA, 918 nt
Organism: Penicillium bovifimosum
Lineage: Eukaryota; Fungi; Ascomycota; Eurotiomycetes; Eurotiales; Aspergillaceae
Product: HVA22/TB2/DP1 family protein
Exons: 4
Coding region: 1-918 (305 amino acids)
Source: RefSeq, a predicted model, not a curated record
AUGUUUGGAAUCUUUGCGGACUUGAUGUCCUCGGUCCUCACAAUCCUUUUCCCCGUGUUCGCUUCCUACAAAGCCCUUCGCUCAUCCGAUCCCUCACAACUUGCACCAUGGCUGAUGUAUUGGGUGGUACUCUCAGUCAUCCUGCUGGCUGAGUCCUGGACGGUAUUCAUCAUUGGAUGGUUCCCAUUCUAUAGCUGGAUCCGCCUCGGUUUCAUGGCUUAUCUCGUUCUUCCCCAGACGCAAGGAGCCCGCGUUUUGUACCAAGACUAUGUGGACCCGUUCCUGACGCACCAUGAGCGGGAGAUCGAGGAGAUGAUCGGCCGCACUCACGAGCGGGCGAAGGCACUGGGCCUGCAAUACUUUUACAAAGCAGUCGAUCUGAUUCGGGUCAAAGUCUUAGGUCUACCUCAGCAGCGCCCCGCAACACCUCCUCAGCCCGGUGCCGCAUCCUACGCGCAGUCGCUGCUAUCGCGUGCUGCCGUGGGCUCGGUUACGGCGGGUGGCAAGUCCCAAGAAGCGCGGGAGGAAGAGCUCUCUGCUAGUGGCAAUCUCCUCCAGCGCCAGAUGCAGUCGAUGUCGGGGACGGAAAAGGCACAGUUCAUUUCUACCCAACGAGAACUGCUAGACCACCUUCGAUCCACCCUGGCACGCGAAGAGCAGGGCAGUUCUCGAGGCGAGCUCGAUACUGACGACCUUGUUUACGGUAUACCGUUGCGUAAGAAUCGCAGCGAGAAUUCUUUUGAGGUGGUGGAUGACGAGGAUCUGGGACGUCGCCCCGAGCGAACCACCAGUGGCGGAUGGUCCUCUGGUUGGUUCAGCCACGAGCAGGAUUCCUCGGGCUCAUCUGGUACUGAUUUCGCCGCGCGGGCUAUCGAUGAAAUCAGUAGGGCGCGCACAACUGGAUACGACCGUUCCUGA